CAAUAAAGACUAAUUAAUCCAUACAAAACAAGAAGAAGAAGAAGAAGAAGAAGAAGAAGAAAAUGAACGCCGCCUCAGUAGCAUUACUACUAGCCUUCACUACCACCACCACCAUCGUCUUAGCCGCUCCAGCACCCGACGCCGGCGGCGGCGAACAAGCCGAUGGCAUGGCUCCGACGAAGUGGAAAUUGUGGUCGUACGAGCACAUCCACAUCAGCAACGAGCUGGGGUCCAACGCGGCCAUGACGGUGCACUGCACGUCGUUCGAAUUGUUCGGCAAGAAGGAGGACAUGGGGGUCCAGCACGUGGCGGCCGGGGCGGAGUACAAGUGGCAGUUCAAGCCGCCGCUCGUGUUCGGCAAGAGCAAGUACUGGUGCGUCGUGUCACCCGUGGACAAUGACGUGGCGGCGGGCCCCCCGGUCCACGCUGGCUUCUUUGCUUACGACGAGGAUGACAGGUCCAUCUUCGACACGAACUUCAACGUGUACUGGGCGGUUAGGCCCGACGGCGUCUACAUGAGGGACGUGUCCGGGGGAAUCGGGGAUUUGUUGAAAUCCGUGUGGAUUCCUGGAAAUCCUUAGAUUGAAUGCUUUUUUGUCAAUUAAACUGAAAAAAUGAAUGAAGUUCUUGGUUUUCGAAGUCUUUUGACGUUUCUCCGCCAGGAAAAUAGUUCAAAUGGAAAAUGUGUCUUUAAUUUUCCUUCUCUUUUUUAAAAAAAUUGGACAUGGUAAGUUAAUGAUUAUUAAACAAAAUUCAAAUUAUAAUUUAAUACAUAUAUCCUUUCGAGUUAAACAUAAUGGAUGAAUUGAAAUACCAUAUACAUAUUUUGGUAUAUAUGCAAAGUGUAUCUUAUUUCAUUUAUUGUGGAUAUACUUAUCCUAGACCUUUCUAGCAAGUACCAACCCCAUUCAAUAUAAAUAAAUAGAUCAUUUUAGAAUUUGUAUAUUCAAAACAUUAAUGUAAUUUGAUUUCUUUACUAGUGGACUAGCUAGUGCUAUAUACAUUGCCAAAACUUCUCUUUCAAACCAAUUCAUAUUUCCUAAUUAAUUAUUCAAUUAUGAAGAUCUCUAACGUGUUCCUUCUCCUUUUACUGACGUUUCUGGUGGCAACAAGAACCGACGGUGGAGAAUAUUGCAAGUUAGGGUACGCAGGGGGCUUUGCUGAAUGCAAGGACGCAAUAUGCAGCGACCUAUGCCGCGUCAAAUUUCAGGCUGCGAAACAGCCAGUUCUUGGUGGGUGUGAAUCUCAGUUAUGUCUUUGUGUAGGUCCAUGUUGAUCAUCAUUAAUAUUAGUGUUUUCUUAAACUUUAUUACUACAGUAAUAAAAGAGGGGAUUAUAA
Molecule: messenger RNA, 1339 nt
Organism: Linum trigynum
Lineage: Eukaryota; Viridiplantae; Streptophyta; Magnoliopsida; Malpighiales; Linaceae
Source: the annotation of a GenBank genome assembly